AUGAAGGAAUCUAAACUAAUGGACAUGGUUGCGGAGCUCAUGACAUUUGGUGGACAUAAGUUAAUUAAAGGUAUUUAUUUUCAGGCCAAGACAGACAGGUUGGCUCCCAUGCUGGUUUCAUUGCCGAAGCCACAGAGGGCUAAGCUGCUCCUCCCGCCCGGUCGUUGGACCACCUACAGAGAAGAUGAGAGCAUUCAAUUCCCUUUUGAGACGUUUGUGCCAAAACUGCAGUUUCUCAGUAUUGUGCUGCCGAAGGAGCUACCCAGGCUGGUCAAGAUUGAAAGAUUAAGAAGGAAGUUCUUAGCUGCCAAUAUGAAGAAGAUGCUCCGUGAGCUGGGCAUACAGCCUUACUGGCUGCUGCCGGUCGACGAGUUCAAGCUGACUGACAUGGAACACUAUGGCCUCUACAGCCCCUUUCCGAAACUGGAUUUGGAGAUUUUUGAUAACACCGACUUUGAUUGCCGUAUUCCUGACGAAUGGAUGUCUUUGGGGAUGAUUGACGGCGAACAGUACCCUUGUCCCGGGCUGGCUUUCAUCCCUAAGGAUGAUUCUAAGCCCUCCAAGUCCAACGGAGAUGUCAUUCAAAAUUUGAACAAUUUAUACGAGUGGACGAACGUUGCGGCCAUCAACUAUGACGUAAAGAAUGACAAAUGGGAAGUCAUGGCCCUCGAUGGGACUAAGAGACAUUAUCUCAUCCCUCGCGUCCGGCUGAUGUUCAAGGCUGAUGAUCCAGAGACAUUCGCGCAACGCGUCAAAUUCGCUGUCGAUCUAAGAAAGGAGGUCGAGAAUAAUCUCAGGUUUUACCUGUACUUGGAUUGCUUGCUACUGGAAGGUCUGCCAGAGAUGCCCCUACAGUACAUGCCCAAGAUACUGAAGAUGGUGCUCAUCCACCGCCAGUCCAAGGACGUGGAUGAAGAGCAUAUGAACUCGCUUAAACAGGAGGUGGAACUUCUAUACACGAAGAUGGAAGGCAAAAUGAAGAUAAUCUACACUAUACAGAAGUAUAAAGAUUUGUAUAACUUCAUAAAUGUACCCACGCCUGACUACGUGGCACCCGUGCCCGAGUAUGGCAGACACCCAUGCGUGAUGGAGGACUUCCACGGGCGGCUGAAGUACAACCAGUGGUACUCCUUGUACGUGCUCACCGAGUCCGUGGCCUGCAUACAUCUCGUGGUCGACGAGUGUCUCAAGGUGGAGUCCAUGUUGUUCUUCACCGCUAACUACGGCAGGAACGCCAGUCUGGCGGAGUUCGACGCGGCGCAACAACACUGCACCUCUAUGAUGUUGAAAUAUCUGAACAUAUCGUGGCUGAAUCAAACUGCUCAUGCCAUCAGGAUGUCGUUUCGCGACGUCGGUAAAGGAUGGUUCAAUAUUUACGAGAAGAAGUGGGAGUUCUACGGAGUGAGUAAGCUUUGCCGGUUUAUGCAGCUCGUCAGGUUUCGCAUGCAGUACGCGCUGCGCUACUGCAUCGAGCAGUCGAUGGCGAUGCUGGUGGCGCUGUGCGAGACGCCGUGCCUGUGCACGUACGUCUGCGACGACGACUACGAGUGGGACUCCAACGACCUCAUCAACUCGCCCUUCCGCUCGCCCACCGUCACGCUCUUCUACUUCCAUCUCAUGAUGAACGAGAGAGGACCUUACUAUACCACCGAUCCGGCGCAGUUUGAGGUGGUGAUUCAGCGUCUGUUCCGUGAGAUGCUGUACCGGUGCCACUUCAUCCCUCAAGUGCACCCCAUGAUCAUGACAGGCCUCGUCUUCGACAAGGAGUUGUUCCUCACCUCUAUAGGUCUGAUGGAGCCCAAUGUGGUGGACUACAGAGAACGGUUGUUGAAGGCCUACAGGAAAGCCAUCAUCCCUCUGAAGGCAUACAUGAGACAGUAUGCGUGCUACAGGGAAAUAUAUAUGCUGAACAUUGAAGAGUAUGUCGAGAAUUACCGCAACGAGAAGCAUUCAGCGUCUGAGACGAAGGAGGAAGUCCAGAUCCACUACGACGCUAAACAGGAUCUGAUCUGGCGUCUUCCACAGUUCAUCAACAUCGGACCCUUUGCUAUCAACGUCGACUCUUUGAAACAACUGCUAGUGAACAAGCGGUCGGACAUAAUCAAAGCGUUACUAGUGAUGUGGGCAGAGGAGGUUCGUCUAGUUGUCGAUGACGUGAUCACCGCAUACAAGGGCAUCAUGCGCAAGCUAGGCGAGAAGCCCAACACUAUAGAGCACGUGUUCGAGAUCAGAGAAUGGAUGGAGUCGAUACCCUUCGCGCUGAAGACACAAGAUGAUAUUAUGAGGAAGGUGCACUCGGACUACGAAGUAUUGGAAGCUUUCUUCAUGCCUCUAGAGAACGAGGACUUUAGAGCUCUGUGGGAAGCUAUCGGGUGGCCUCUGCAAAUAACUAAACAGGUGGAUGACACAGUUCUGUUCCUAGAGGAAGAGCAGGAGAAGUUCUGGAAGCUGCACAUGCAAGACGAACAGACGCUAUACGACAAGAUCGACAUGUUCACCGCGCAGUGCAUGACACUCACUCUACAGAACGACUUCUCUAAGGUGCAUGAAAUUGCCAAUGACAUCAAAAAAGCUUGGAAGGCGAUGAAGGACGCUCAGGACUGGGGCCGCAUCCUCAACCAGAGACAGAAGUUGUUCGGCCAGCCAGUCGUCGCCUUCGCGGAUCUUAACAAGCUGGUUAAGGAGUUCGAACCUUAUAGGAAUCUAUGGGUCACUGCUUCAGAUUUCCUGAAAGCCCGCGAGGUGUGGCUGGACAAUCCGCUGAUGUACGUGGACGCGGACACCAUCGAGCCGCUCGUCAACGAGUACUACAAGACCAUCAUCAAGUGCGUCCGCACCUUCCAGGACAUGCCCAAAGUGCAGGCCGUCGCUGUUACUAUACGGGACAAUAUCGACGAAUUCCGUCCAUUGAUACCGAUCAUACAGGCGGUGAGGAACCCGGGCAUGAAGGAGCGACACUGGAACGAAUUCAUGGAGAAAGCAGGUAUAACGGUAACGAUGAACGAGAAGCAGACGUUCCAGAUGUGCCUGAAGCAGGGUGUAGCCGCUCACGGCCAGCUCAUCGCCGACAUCGGCGAGCUGGCCAGCAAGGAGUACGUCAUCGAGCAGUCGCUCGACAAGAUGCAGGCCGAAUGGGCUAAUAAGGCUCUUGAAAUGAACGCUUACAAGAACACCGGCACAUUUAUAAUGAAGAUAGCAGACGAAACACUGCAGUUGUUAGACGAACAUCUUCUCGCGACUCAGCAGUUAGGGUUCAGUCCCUUCAAGGCGGCGUUCGAGCUUCGAAUCCAGGAGUGGGACGAUAAACUGCGCCUCACACAGAAAGUCGUUGAUGAAUGGAUAGAGUGCCAGAAAGAAUGGAUGUACCUAGAGCCGAUCUUCACGUCGGAGGACAUAGCGCGGCAGCUGCCGAUGGAGACGAAGAAGUACGGCACCAUGGAGCGUAUCUGGCGACGCAUCAUGUCUUCCGCAGCCGCCUGUCCUAAGAUAAUGAUAAUAUGCCCAGACAGUAGACUGUUGGACAGUCUGUCAGAAGCCAUUCAUCUCCUGGCCGUGGUCUCCCGAGGCCUGAACGAGUACAUGGAGCUGAAGCGGCUACGGUUCCCGAGGUUCUUCUUCCUCAGUGAUGAUGAGCUACUGGAGAUCCUGUCACAGAGUAGGAACCCUAGGGCUGUGCAGCCUCAUCUGAGGAAGUGCUUCGAGAAUAUUGCCAAGGUGACGUUCCAAUCAGACUUACUGAUCACACACAUGCACUCGAGCGAGGGCGAGAUCGUGGAGCUCAAGUACAAGUUCAUGCCUUCCUCCAACGUGGAGCAGUGGCUGCUGCUGCUUGAGGAUACCAUGAGGCACUCCAUCCGUCUGACGCUGAUUGCGGGUCUGGCGGAGCUGUGGGAGAUGCCGCGCUCGCAGUGGGUGCUGCGCUGGCCGGGGCAGGUGGUCAUCGCCGGCUCGCAGACCGCCUGGACCGCCGGCGUCGAGAACGCCAUCGACGAGUACCGCAUGGAGUUCUUCUUCGACGAGAACCUGAAGAUGCUGGACUCGCUGCGCGCGCUGGUGAAGGGCGAGCUGACGUACUUCCAGCGCGAGGUGCUGUGCGCGCUGAUCGUGGUGGAGGUGCACGCGCGCGACGUCACGCGCACGCUCGUCGACGAGAACGUGCGCAACCUCGCCGACUUCCAGUGGAUCUGUCAGCUCAGAUACUAUCAAAACGUGAAGCCGAUGUGGCCUCUAGAAGCUGACGAGACGCCGGACAUCUUCCAAGAUGAAGUGCACCUGGAUACCAGCCGGUAUUACCGGCAGUUCAGUCAGAACACCUGUGAUGUUAGAGCUCUUAACUCCAUCUUCACCUAUCAGAACGAGUAUCUUGGUAAUAGCGGGCGGCUGGUGAUCACGCCGCUGACGGACCGCUGCUACCUGACGCUGAUGUGCGCCAUGCACCUGAAGUUCGGCGGCGCGCCCGCCGGGCCCGCCGGCACCGGCAAGACGGAGACCACCAAGGAUUUAGCAAAAGCCUUGGCUGUCCAGUGCGUCGUGUUCAACUGUUCCGACCAGCUCGAUUUCAUGGCUAUGGGCAAGUUCUUCAAAGGGUUGGCCGCAUCGGGCGCAUGGGCAUGUUUCGACGAGUUCAAUCGCAUCGAUAUUGAAGUGCUGUCCGUCGUCGCUCAACAGGUGGUGACGAUACAAAAGGCUCAGAUAGCGCGCUUGGACCGGUUCAUGUUCGAAGGCGUGGACUUGCCGCUGAAGGCUUCUUGCUCAGUGUUCAUCACCAUGAACCCUGGGUACGCAGGUCGUACCGAGUUGCCGGAUAACUUGAAGGCACUGUUCCGUCCUAUCGCGAUGAUGGUGCCGGACUACGCGCUCAUCGCUGAGAUCUCGCUCUUCUCGUUCGGCUUCUCGGAGGCCAAGAUCCUAGCCGGCAAGAUCACCACCACCUUCAGGCUUAGUUCCGAACAGUUGUCUACUCAGGACCACUACGACUUCGGCAUGCGAGCCGUGAAGACGGUGAUCACGGUGGCUGGCAACCUCAUCCGACAGAUGCCCGACGGCGACGAGCGGCAGAUCGUGCUGCGGGCGCUUAAAGACGUCAACGUGCCCAAGUUUCUAGCUAACGAUCUCGUGCUGUUUAACGGUAUAAUAUCGGACCUGUUUCCGCGCGUGGAGGUGCCGGUAGUGGACUACGGUAUCAUGGAGCAGUCUAUACGCAACAUGCUCACUAAGAAAGGAUACGAUGAUCUUUACUCGUUUAUCUUCAAAGUGAUACAACUGUAUGAGACGACGGUAGUGCGACAUGGUCUCAUGUUGGUGGGGCCGGCCGGCGCCGGGAAAACUAAGUGUUACGAGACCCUACGCGAUGCUCUAACCGCCAUCAAAGGCAAGCUGGCUCCGGACGGGUUCCCAUUCACGCCGGUACAUACGUUUGUGGUCAACCCCAAGUCUAUCACCAUGGGACAGCUUUACGGGGAGUUUGAUCUGCUUACACAUGAAUGGACGGACGGUAUACUCUCGAGCCUGGUCCGCGCCGGCAUCGCGGUGGAAGACAUGGACCGGCGGUGGUACGUGUUCGACGGACCAGUAGACGCUGUGUGGAUCGAGAAUAUGAAUACUGUGCUAGAUGACAACAAGAAGCUAUGCCUAUCCAGCGGCGAGAUCAUGAAACUGACAGACCGUCAGCGCAUGAUCUUCGAAGUAGCAGACUUGACGGUGGCCUCUCCAGCCACCGUGUCCAGAUGCGGGAUGGUGUACCUGGAUGCUCAGGUGGUCGGCCUGCCGCCGCUUAUUAAUGCCUGGAUCAAGAGUAAUUUGCCAGCAAUAGCAGACCCGAUCCGCAAGUCCCUCGUACCCCUGAUCUCCACAUACCUGUACCCUGCACUGGAGCUCUUACGCUCCAAGCUGACGGAGAUAGUUGGCUCCAUCGACUCUUCCCUCGUCAUCAAGUUCUUGGAGCUGCUGGACUACCGGCUCCGGCCUCUGACGGGGAAGGAUGACAGGCCCCCCCCAGCGGCUAACUUUUUGGCUUUGAUGCCUCGGUUAGCUCCUCUGUGGGUGGUUUGGGCGGUCAUUUGGUCAGUGGGCGCGACGUGCGACCACAACGGUCGCGCGAUAUUCUCCGACUUUAUCCGCGAGACGACCACCGAGGCCGGUCUGAAACCGCUGUUCCCCGCUGAGGGGAGGGUCUAUGAUUACACACUGCAUGACGGCGGGUUCACUGACCCGACGGAGGACGGCGAGCCGGCGGCGCCGUACUGGUACAGCUGGAUGGCCAAGCUCGGCAAGUACGUCGUCGACCCCGACUGGCAGUAUGCUGACAUCGAAGUCCCCACAAUGGACAACGUGCGCAGCGCCGCAAUCCUGGGCUACAAGAUAGUGAACUACAACCACGUGAUCUGCGUGGGCCCCACCGGCACCGGCAAGACGGUCACCAUCACCGCCAAGCUGUCCCGCGGCCUGCACAGGAAGUUCAUCUGCGAGUUCCUCGUCUUCUCUGCUAGGACCUCGGCUAACCAGACCCAGGACGUAAUAGACAGCAAGCUAGAGCGUCGGCGUCGCGGCGUGUUCGGGCCGCCGCCCACCAAGCGCCAGGUGUUCUUCAUAGACGACCUCAACAUGCCCGCGCUUGAGGUCUUCGGGGCCCAGCCGCCUAUCGAGCUCUUGAGGCAGUUCAUGGAUUUCGGAGGUUGGUACGACCGCUCCAACAUCGGCGAGUUCAAGAUGCUAGUAGACGUGGGUAUAGUGGCCGCCAUGGGCCCGCCGGGCGGCGGCCGCAACCCUGUCACCAUGCGCCUCAUGCGACACUUCCACUACGUCUCCUUCACUGAGAUGGAGUACUCCAGCAAGUACGGCAUCUUCUCUACGAUCCUCAACUCUUGGACCCGCAACAUCGACCCGAAGGUCCCGCCAGUCCGCGAGGCUCCCUUCCUCAAGGCUUCCAUAGAGAUCUUCAGCGCUCUGGUGGAGGAACUGCUCCCGACCCCCACCAAGUCUCACUACACCUUCAACUUGAGGGAUUUGAGCAAGGUCUUCCAAGGAGUACUCAUGAUGGAUGCUAAGACUGUCACUCACGAAGACGACGUGAUCAGGCUCUGGUACCACGAACACUUGAGAGUGUAUCAGGACCGGCUUGUGAACGACGCCGAUCGACAGUGGUUUACUAACUUAAUGAACAAGAAGGUUCGUUCGGAGUUCCAGAAGGAUCCUCACGAAUUGCUAGAAGAUCGACUGAUGCUGUUCGGGGAUUUCAUGGACCUCGGCGCAGACGAAAAGAAAUACGCUGAAAUCGUCGAUAGGGACGAGUUAGCAGACGUUCUGAGCCACUAUUUAGAAGAGUACAACAUAUCGACGACAGCGCCUCUAGACUUGGUGCUGUUCGACGAUGCCGUGGCGCAUCUGUGCCGCAUCGCCCGCAUCAUGCGACAGCCUAUGGCCAAUGCCUUGUUGUUAGGCAUGGGUGGUUCUGGUCGCCAGUCCCUGUCCCGGCUGUCGGCGAACAUGACGGAGCUGGCCUGCAUCCAGAUCGAGAUCACGAAGGCGUACGGGCUGUCGGAGUGGCGCGACGACCUCAAGCAGACCAUGCUCAAGGCCGGCGCAGAGAACCGCGGGAUCGUCUUCCUCUUCUCGGAUGCACAGAUAAAAAUGGAAUCAUUCCUCGAAGAUUUAAACAACAUCCUGAGCUCCGGAGACGUGCCCAACAUAUACGAAGUUGAAGACCUAGAUAAGAUCUACCAAGCCGUCCGUCACGCGGUCAUGGAGAUGAACCUCACGGCGACUAAGACGAACUUGUUCGCGUGCUACCAGCGACGAGUGCGGAGUAACAUGCAUAUCGUGGUUGUUAUGAGCCCUAUUGGCGAGAUAUUCCGUUCCCGCUUACGCCAGUUCCCGUCUCUCGUGAACUGCUGUACCAUAGACUGGUUCAGCGAGUGGCCGAAGUCAGCGCUGGAGUCCGUCGCCUUCCACUUCUUCGAGACCAUGGGGGAACUGUCCGUGGCUAGCAAUGACGUGCUCAAUGCUAUGGUGUCGGUCUGCUGCUUCGCGCACCAGUCGGUGGUGGAGGCGAGCGAGCGGUUCAAGGAGCAGCUCAACCGCAUCAACUACGUCACGCCCAUGUCCUACAUGGAGAUGCUCGGCGCCUACGCUGAGAUGUUCCGCAAGAAGCAGAAAGCUAUACUUAACGAGUCUAAUGCUCUUAAAACGGGUUUGAACAAGCUAAACCAGACAGAAAUCGAAGUAAAAGAGCUUCAGAUCGAACUGGCCGAGCUGAAGCCGCUCAUGGAGAAGGCGGCCGAGGAGACCAGGAAGGUCAUCGAACAGAUCGCGACUGACACGGCGAUAGCGGAAGAAGCUCGUGAGAAAGUGGAGAAAGAAACUGUGAUGGCGGAGAAGUUGGCUGCCAUUAACGCCGCCAUGGCCGAAGACGCACAGAGGGAUCUCGAGGAAGCGAUGCCAGCGCUGCGUGCAGCAGAGAAAGCGCUGCAGGAGCUGAACCGCAACGACGUGGUGGAAGUCAAGGCUAUGAAGAAACCCCCCGCCGGCGUCGUGCUCGUCAUAGAGUCGCUCUGUGUCGUCUUCGAUAUUAAACCUAUUAAGGAACAAGGAGCAUCAUUCGGCGAGAAGGUGCUGAACUACUGGAAGCCAGGCUCCCUCAUGCUGUCGGACCCCUCCGCCUUCCUCGACUCGCUCCUCAAGUUCGACAAGGACUCCAUCACUGAGGAUAUGAUCAAGAAGCUUAAGAGAUUCGUCGUUAACCCGGAUUAUGAUCCCGCUAAGAUUUUGAAGGUGUCGAAAGCAUGCCAGUCGCUGUGCAUGUGGGUGCACGCGAUGUACAAGUUCUACCACGUCAACAAGGGCGUGGCGCCCAAGAAGGAGGCCCUCGCCCGCGCCACCAGGGAACUGCAGAUCGUUGAAGCCAUGCUGGCCACCGCUAAGGCGAAGAUGAUAGCCUUGCUGGAAGGUAUUGCGAAGCUGAACGCGUACUUAGUGGAGAAGGAAGACGAGCGCAAGCGCAUGGAGGAGGACAUCAACCAGUGCCUCGCGCGCAUGGACCGCGCCAACAGGUUGUUGAAUGGGCUGUCAAGCGAGCGCGUCAGAUGGAUCAAAACCAUAGCGGACUUGGACGUCGCUAUAGUCAACCUUAUUGGAGAUAUCCUGAUCAGCGCUUGCGCCGUGGGUUACAUAACGCCUUUCACAGACGAGUUCAGAAGAGAACUACUAAAGAAUUGGAUUGAACAUAUGGAGAAAGUGCAAGUGCCACACACGUCUGGUGCUACGCCGAUAUCAACUUUGGGUGAUGCUGUGCAGAUAAGAACAUGGCAGAUGUACGGCCUGCCUCGAGACCCAAUGUCCGUAGAGUCUGCGGUGUUGAUGUCCAACUCUCGACGGUGGCCGCUUAUUAUCGACCCUCAGACACAGGCUAACAAGUGGAUUAGAGCUAUGGGGAAACUAGAAGGCUUAGUAGUAUGCAAACCUAACGACAGAGAUCUUUUGAGGAACUUCGAAUCAGCGCUGCGGUUCGGUAAGCCUAUUCUAUUGGAGAACGUCGGACAAGAACUGGACCCGGCCUUAGAUCCUGUCUUAAAGCGUCAAUACUUCCGUCAAGCGGGUCAAUUAGUACUAAAGCUGGGUGACUCUCUGAUCCCCUACAUGGCUGGCUUCAAGCUGUAUAUCACCACCAAGCUGCCCAACCCCAAGUAUAAGCCUGAGACCUCUGUCAAGGUUAUGGUCGUUAACUUCGCACUUGUGCCUAGCGGCCUAGCAGAGCAACUGCUAUCAACCGUAGUAGCUCAAGAGCGACCCGACCUAGAAGAGCUACGAGGUCAGCUCAUCGUCUCCCGAGCUCAGAUGGCAGCUCAGCUCGCAGAGAUGCAAGCUGACAUCCUGUAUGGCCUGUCCAACAGUCAGGGUUCGCCGGUCGAUGACCUGCCUCUCAUACUUACCCUCGAAGCUAUCAAAAUUAAGAGCGCGGAAAUCAUUAUAAAAGUAGAAGACAUAGAACGCACAACGCUAGAGAUAGACGAGGCCCGCAGCGGGUAUGUACCCGUCGCCGACAGGGGGUCUAUUCUGUUCUUCUGUUUAUCCGACAUGGCGAAUGUGGACCCCAUGUACCAGUACUCGCUCGAGUGGUUCGUCAAGCUCUUCGUGAGGGCCAUGGCUGAGACUGAGCCUAAUGAGGACAUAGUAGAGCGCGUGGACACGAUAAUAGUCCACUUCACGUUCCUGCUGUACCAGAACGUGUGUCGCAGCCUGUUCGAGCGCCACAAGCUGCUGUUCGCGUUCCUGCUGUGCGCCAGGAUCCUGCUCGACCGCGGCGCCAUCCGCGCCACCGAGUUCAACUUCCUGCUCAGCGGCGCCAAGCUUGACACUGAAGUAGAGAACCCGGACCCCAAGUGGAUCUCUCCGCGCAUGUGGAUAGAGAUACAGCAGCUGGCCACUCUGCCCACCAUGGCCACGAUACUGCGGGACUUCUCCAACAACGUCAAGUUUUUCAAGACUUACUACGACUCCUAUACGCCACAUAAGUUGCCAUAUCCGAAGCCGUUGGACACCCAGUAUGACACCUUCCAGAAGCUUCUUGUCCUGAAAUGUGUUCGACCUGAUAAGCUGAUCCCAGGAUUACAGGAUUACGUGGUGACGGGGCUGGGCGCUCGGUUCGUGGAGCCGCAGCCGGCGGACUUAGCGGCACUGUACGCCGAGUCCGACCCUCUCGCGCCCAUCAUCUUCGUGCUGUCCACAGGCACCGACCCGGCCGCCGAUCUACUGAAGUUCGCGGAUAAGAUGAAGAUGGGCAAACGGUUUGAGAGCAUCUCUCUAGGCCAGGGUCAGGGUCCGUAUGCUGAAGCCAUGAUGAGGGUCGGCUGUGACUUCGGCAACUGGGUGUUCUUCCAGAACUGCCACUUGUCUCCAUCCUGGAUGCCUGUCCUGGAGCUGAACGUGGAACACAUUCAGCCGGAGCUGGUGCACAAGGACUUCCGUCUCUGGCUCACUUCUACACCUUCUCCGUUCUUCCCCGUCGCACUGCUGCAAAAUGGUUAUAAGAUGACAGUGGAGCCACCUAGAGGAAUAAAGGCGAACCUGUUAAAAGCAUUCAUGAACCAAGUUCCUGACUUCAUGGAGUACUUCCACUCACAGGACCCGAAAGUUCCUAAUUUUAAGUGGUUGCUGUUUUCCCUAUGUCUAUUCCACGGCGUGGUACUAGAGCGGCGCAAGUUCGGGCCGCUGGGGUUCAACAUCCCCUACGAGUUUACGGACGGCGACCUGCGCAUCUGCAUCUCGCAGCUGCACAUGUUCCUCAACGAGUACUCCGAGGUGCCGCUCAGGAUGUUAACGUACACGGCGGGACACAUCAACUACGGCGGCCGCGUGACGGACGACUGGGACCGGCGCUGCCUGCUCACGCUGCUGGCGGACUACUACACGCUGUCCGUGCUCACCGACCGGUACACCUUCGACGAGAGCGGCGCUUAUCGACAGCAACCCCCGGCUGCAAACAUAGAAGACUACACGAAAUACAUCCGUACUUUACCUCUGAACGAUGACCCCUCGCUGUUCGGCCUCCACGCCAACGCGAACAUCAGCUACGCCAUGACCGAGACCAACUACAACCUCUUCACACUCCGCGACCUUCAGCCCAAAGAGAUAGCGGCAGGUGAAGGUGCGUCCAUAGAGCAGAUCAUAGAGAACGCUGCGAAUGACAUCAUCCGCGUUCUGCCCAAACCACUAGACGCCGAACAUAUUGCUACCGCGUACCCGGUGUCUUACAAGGAGUCUCUGAAUACGGUGCUGAUACAGGAAGCUAACCGCUACAACAAACUGCUGGGCAUCAUAAGCACAUCGCUCAAGGAUUUACUAAAAGCUCUCAAAGGUUUGGUGGUGAUGUCUGAGGCUCUUGAGAAUAUGGCCGACAGUCUGUCCAAAAAUAUAGUGCCUGGCAUGUGGAGUUCCAUGGCGUAUCCUUCGCUCAAACCACUGGCUGCAUGGGUGAAAGACCUGUGUCUCCGAGUGCAGUUCAUGCAAGAGUGGGCAGCCAGCGGCAUCCCCAAGGUGUUCUGGAUCUCUGGCUUUUACUUCCCCCAGGCGUUCCUCACCGGCGCUCUGCAGAACUACGCCAGGAAACAUGUCAUAGCUAUCGACACGAUUGCUUAUGCUUUUGAGGCACUACAGCAGGCGCCGCAGAAGAAGCCGGAGGACGGGUGCUGCGUGCGCGGGCUGUUCCUGGAGGGGGCGCGGUGGAACAGUGGAGACAUGUCGCUCGAGGAGAGCAAGCCCAAGGAGCUGCACACGCAAAUGGCGAUUCUCUACAUGAAACCGGAACAGAACCACCGUCUACAACAGAAUCUGUACGAGUGUCCCACAUACAAGACGUUACUGCGGGCUGGUACUCUGUCCACUACUGGACAUUCCACCAACUACGUGAUGACCAUAGAGCUUAACACGCAUAAACCGCAGUCGCAUUGGAUCAAACGAGGCGUUGCGCUGUUUUGCGCACUCGAUUAUUAGGCCAUAUUUCAGUAUUAAAUGCAAUUUUCCUAACUUCAUAUGCUUGCUAAUAGUAGAAAUACACGAUAAAUAAGUUGCGCAAUUUUGCGCAAUAACUUGAUUUAGUACUUUUCUUUGAUAACUGUUCGUGGUUACUAUUAAUAAAUACCCAUUGAUAAUAAUGGAAUAUAAUAAGUUUUGGGCAAUACUCUGAUGGAAAUUCACAUACCUACAAGACGUUAUGCUGUUUUGCGCUCUCGAUUAUUAAGUAAGGUUUUAGUAUGAAGGCUAUUUAUCUUACUCUAUAUGUAUUGUUAAUGGUAGAAAUACACGAUAAAUAGGUUGCGCAAUUUUGCGCAGUAAUGUUAAUUUAGUCUACUUCAUUAUAACUGUUUCUGGAUAACAUUAAAAAACAUGUGCCUAAUAAUGAUUAAUAAGUAUAUGCCCAUUUCAAAUAAUGAUAAUAUCAGUUUGCGCAACUUUGCGCAAUGCAUGAUUGGAAACACGGCUAUGUUCUUACAAUAUACUUGAUAAAUAUGCAAUAAUCUGUAUUCAUGGCGUUUUAGAAAUGCUUUAAACAUUUUAAAACCAAUGUUAUAAUUAAAACGACUUUGUAACGAGAAUUUACUGUUGUCAGUAGUUUUUUUGUUAUGUAAAAUGAUUUUAUAUUAUGAUGUUCUAUUGUUAUUUGUGUUAGUGUUUUAAUAAAUAAAUGAUUAAUUGUUA
Messenger RNA from Helicoverpa zea (corn earworm), 13191 nucleotides. Its product is annotated as dynein axonemal heavy chain 1-like. The record is from RefSeq and is a predicted model, not a curated record. Gene Ontology annotation, cellular component: dynein complex. Gene Ontology annotation, molecular function: ATP hydrolysis activity; ATP binding; dynein intermediate chain binding. NCBI's taxonomy places the organism in Eukaryota, Metazoa, Arthropoda, Insecta, Lepidoptera, Noctuidae. Bases 1 to 12486 code for a protein of 4161 amino acids. The transcript has 86 exons. Gene Ontology annotation, biological process: microtubule-based movement.